Acanthamoeba castellanii str. Neff is the source of this 1032-nucleotide messenger RNA. Its product is annotated as glycosyl hydrolase, family 18 domain containing protein. Gene Ontology annotation, biological process: carbohydrate metabolic process. The transcript is spliced from 5 exons. The record is from RefSeq and is a predicted model, not a curated record. Gene Ontology annotation, molecular function: chitinase activity. NCBI's taxonomy places the organism in Eukaryota, Discosea, Longamoebia, Acanthamoebidae. Bases 1 to 1032 code for a protein of 343 amino acids. Gene Ontology annotation, cellular component: extracellular region.
AUGACGCAGCGCCAAAUACUCAACUUUGCGUGCGCUUUUGACAAAACACACCACAGCCACAAGCUUGAAGCAAACAACCCCAUGGCUCACCUCAGCCUCCUCGCCGUCGUGCUGGCCGCAUGCUUCUGCCUCACCCUGGCUUCCUUCAAUGACUCCAUCCAGGCCGAAUCCAAUCUGAUGGUGGGCUACUGGGCCCAGUGCUCCUCGGGCAACGAGGGCAGCCUCGCGUCGUACUGCUCCGGCAGCACCUACGACAUCAUCGUGAUCGGCUUCAUGCCCCAGUUCGGCAGCGGCGGCGACAUUUCAAUCAACUUUGCUGGCCAUUGCUGGCAGACGUUCCCCGGGACCAACCUGCUGCACUGCUCCGACAUCGGGAGGGACAUCCAGGCGUGCCAGUCCCAGGGCAAGCGCGUCUUCCUCUCGCUCGGCGGAGGCGAUGGCAACUACGGCCUCUCGAGCGACGAACAGGGCAACCAACUGGCCCAGACCGUGUGGGACAUGUUCCUGGGCGGGUGGACCAACAACCGCCCGUUCGACGGGGCCAAGCUGGACGGCAUCGACCUCGACAUCGAGAAGGGCGACCCCUCGCACUACGGCGCCUUCGUCAACACCCUCAGCAACCUCUUCAACAAGGACACCAGCAAGCGCUACUACAUCUCUGCUGCGCCGCAGUGUCCGUUUCCUGAUGCGUUCGACGGGCCGUACUCGUGGGGCAGCGCGCUCGACCAGGGCAAGGUGGACUACAUCUGGGUGCAGUUCUACAACAACCUGCCCACCUGCGGCCUGCCCAACCCGUUCAACUACUACACCUGGUCCAACUGGGCGCAGAACCACAGCCCGAAGACCCGCGUCAUGGUGGGCGUGCUGGGUGCCAACUCGGGCGGCGCGGGCUUCAUCGACGCCAACGGCCUCCAGCGCGCGCUGGGCGGCGUGCGGUCGGACGGCCAGUUCGGCGGCGUCAUGGUCUGGGACGUCUCCCUGGCUGCUCAGAACAACUUCGGUCAGCAGAUCUCUCAGUACCUCAAGAACUAG